Molecule: messenger RNA, 879 nt
Organism: Melampsora larici-populina 98AG31
Lineage: Eukaryota; Fungi; Basidiomycota; Pucciniomycetes; Pucciniales; Melampsoraceae
Exons: 3
Coding region: 1-879 (292 amino acids)
Source: RefSeq, a predicted model, not a curated record
AUGCAUCAAAUCGCGGUUCGUGCCCAAUGGGAAAACAGCGAGAACUCAAUUCAAUUGCGAUUUAGUAACGAGAUCCCGCAUAACAUUGGACAAUGCGUUGAUGUUUGCGCCAAAUGUGAUGCCCUGCACUGGAUCGCGGAGCGAACGCGCAAUACGAGAACUAUGGGACCAUCAACUUAUUCAACUUGCUGCCAAGGCGGUAAAGUGUUACUUCCCGAACAUUACUUCGAUUUUCCACCUGUGCCUCCGUUUCUACAAAAUCUGUUCACUGGCAAAGACAAUUGUACGCACUUUGCCUCCAAUUGUCCACGUGCUUCCAAAGAGUUGACCGUCCUUAAUUCCAAGGGGGCACUUUACCACGACAUGGGAUUGAUCCUUCCCAGGCCCGGCACAAGAGCCUCAUUCGCGCAGAUCUACGUUAUGGGAACACAACUCGAGGACGAGGCGUCACACCGGAAACUUAUGUCACGCUCGAAAGAAGUAGAUGUUGGAAUAAUCGCCGAGAUUCAAGACUUUAUGUAUGAACACAACCCGUACGCUCAACAAUUCAGAAUGGCCCAUGAUAUCCUGGGCACGGCGGGCUCGAUCUCCUUAAAGUUAAAAUCAGUUACGCCGACUGAGGUGGGCUCUGAAGGUCACGACAUUCGGACAUACUGCCGACCCACGGUGAACAAGGUUGCCAUGAUUGUCGCUGGUGGGGGCGUAGUAGGGGAAAAGGAUAGAGAUUUGAUCUUACAUAGUGUUGAUGGUCAAUGGGAAUGCGUUUCAGAGCAACACACUGGCUAUUUACCUUUACGGUACCCACUGCUUUUCCCCUACGGUCAAGCGGGGUACGACGAAUUUUGCAGAGUCCCAACGCCAAAUAGAGUUCGCCACUGA